Acanthamoeba castellanii str. Neff is the source of this 459-nucleotide messenger RNA. RefSeq names its product ankyrin repeat-containing protein. The record is from RefSeq and is a predicted model, not a curated record. The transcript has 3 exons. The coding region runs from base 1 to 459 and encodes 152 amino acids. Lineage: Eukaryota; Discosea; Longamoebia; Acanthamoebidae. Gene Ontology annotation, molecular function: protein binding.
AUGGUGAAGGCGGACGAGAAAGCCACGGACGCCAACAGGGCAAUCCACAUUGCCGCCGUCAAUGGACAUACCGUCGGCUGCUAUAGUGGCGUCGUGCAGGCUCUCAUCGAAUUCGACAAGAAGAUGAGCAACGCCGCCAACAACUUUGGCACGACGCCGCUCCACUUGGCCGUCUAUGCCGGGAAGACCGCCACCGCCGCCUUCCUCCUCAAGCACGGAGCAUCGCCCAACGCUUGCGACAGGGCGAAGGUCACCCCCAUCCACAAUGCCGUCGCCCGAGGCAGCCACGAUCUCUUCUGGUUGCUGAUCGCGUACGGCGCCCGAUGCGACAUUCUGGACAAGGAAGGCGAGACCCUCACCGACUGGGCGCGCUGCUUCAAGCGCAGGGAGAUGGAGGAGCCCAUCGCGUGCGCCCUGGCCCAGGCCAGGAAGCAGGCGGCAGCUGCAUUUUCCGUGUGA